This is a messenger RNA of Ceutorhynchus assimilis (cabbage seed weevil), 1824 nucleotides long. NCBI's taxonomy places the organism in Eukaryota, Metazoa, Arthropoda, Insecta, Coleoptera, Curculionidae. The record is from the annotation of a GenBank genome assembly.
AUGGAUUCUUCAAACGACAAACUACUAAACAAUGCGGUCUCGCAAUGGGAAAAUGUACAUGGCAUCCACUCGCAACCGACUCAAGUAAUAGAUUUAGUUCCGGCCCACAGACAGAACUUUUUACUAAAUCAAGACAUCUACUCGCAACCGACUCAAGUGAUGGAUAUCAAUCCGGCCAAUCGUCCUCCUGACCCAAGAUCCUUAGAUGUUCUAUCAAGACAUUUUGGCCACCAUCAAUUCAGACCGUUUCAGUGGCAAAUAAUAAGUUCGAUGUUGAACAAGAAACAAGACAAUUUCGCCAUUAGGGCCACCGGCUAUGGAAAUUCUUUGCUGUACCAAUUUCCGGCCUUAUAUUCCCGAGGGACUACUUUAGUGAUAUCGCCGUUGAUUUCCUUAAUGCAAGAUCAAGUUCUAUCGUUGAGUGUAGCAAAUAUAUCAGCUUGUUUACUUGGCAGCGCCCAAGCCCACCCAGCAGCUACAAUCGAAGGAAUUUUGAACAAUGAUUAUUCAAUAGUGUAUUUUACUCCAGAGUUUUGUUGGCUCAGAAAACAGUUGUAUGAGAUUAAAAAGCGAUGCCGAUUGGUUCUAAUUGACGUUGAUGAGGCUUAUUGCGUUAGUAAUUGGGGCCAACAUUUCAGGCCUGAGUUUAGGAAGUUGAGCAUUUUAAAGGAGAUAUUUGUGGAUGUGGACGUAUUGGCUGUCACUGCAACCGCAACCAAAAAUGUCUACGAGGACAUUAUUAGUGUUUUGGAAUUGCAAAAUUCCCAAGUGAUUUGUCCUGACUUUGACAGGCCCAAUUUGUAUUUCAAAGUGCGGCCUAAAUGCCAGAGCGUUUUGCGUGAUUUGCAAGAAGUGAUGAUUCGCAAAGAUGGCCAGUGGAUGUUUGAAGGGCCUACAAUUAUUUAUUGUAUUAGACGUAUUGAUACUGAAGAAAUAUGUUCGUUAUUGAAUAAGAAUAAUUUCAAGUCAUUGCCUUAUCAUACCGGAUUGUCUUUGAGCGUCAGAAAGCAUGCUCAUGAACAAUUUGUAAUAGAUAAAGUUCCGAUAAUUGUUGCCACAAUUGCCUUUGAAAUGGGUAUUGAUAAACCUGAUGUCAGAAAUGUAAUACAUUACGGAACAAGUGGCUCAUUGGAAGCAUAUUACCAAGAGUAUUUCGAAGAUAGGGCCCCCAAUUUGGGUUUCCGAUACGAUUGCUGCGACAAUUGUUAUGUUCCUCAAAAUAUAGAUUCCUGGACAUCUUUUGUUGUCCCAGCCAUCAAUGCAGAUGAUCAAUUGUCGCAGCUUUUGAUUCAGGAAAGAAGUCGUUUGGCUUCAAUAAACGGGUGCAUGCCUUACCUGGUGGUUUCCGAUAAUAUUCUGACCAGUAUAGUCAGAUACGCACCCAGAACUAUAGUAGAGUUGAGGGAAUUGGGAAUUGAAGGGUUCACAGAGGCCAGAAUGAGUAAGUUUAUGCCUCAAUUCUUGAGAUUUAUCAACAAUAUUGAUGACAAUGCAAUCAAUCAAUGCAACUUUGAAAUCGGAGAAGAAAGAAUUUUUGAAAUGGAGCAAGAUAAUGAUUAUGAAUAUUAUUAUGAUGAUGAUGAUAAUGCUGAUGAUUAUUAUGAUGAUAAUAAUGAUGCAAUAUUUGAAACUGAAAUUCCUUUAAUGGAAGGAAAUUUUGAUGACGUACUAGUGAAUGAUGACAAAAAUGAAAUUCUGAUGGCUUUGUGCGACAAAAUUGAACAGGAACCCGAUGAAAAAAUCGUGCCUAAAAUUAAAAAGAUGAGGCAAACAACCUUGGAAGAGAGGAAUAUAAAGUGUUCCUAUAAUUUAAACGGAAGCUAG